GAGGCCGCACCGAGGUUAGGGUAUCGUCGGCAGAACCCGCUAUCCAAUAAGAACUGAUAAGAACUGUCAAAUCUAUCAGGGACCCUCGAUAAACAAGGGCUUCGGUUUCGUGCGCUACAAAAAUAAUCAGAGUACCAAAUGGCCCUGGGAGUAGUUUGAUCCUUCAUAUUGGUUAGUGGUAAAAUGCUGACGUCUGCCACGUAGCGUAACGCGAAUAAUUCGUCUAACCUAACUUACAACUAUUCAACACGAGAGUUGAACACGUCCGAUUAUUGAAUAUUCUCCAACAUUGCUUAUGGUAAUCGCCGACUCGCCCCUCCACUUUCUAACUUCGCAAGUUGGACGGCUGUCGUGUCAACAAACGCCGUUAAUACGAUGUGCGUUUCAUUGACAGUGUGUGCGUGGGAGUGAAAUUACUUCAAUGAAUCGAUUAAUAACGUGAAUAGGUCGGAAGCCGCGUGUGCGUGCUACGUAUAUAGUACGCUGCUCUCGUGUUAAGAGUAAUCUCUUUCCGACCACGCGGCGACCUGUUAAUUGAUAACAGUCUCUCUAAUUAGAUUAGAUUAGUGUGUGCUGCACCGCUCGAAAUUUAUUCAAAACUAAAAGCCUGAUGCACAAUACAGAGAUGUCAAACGAUACAGCAGCGGUUCCGAAGAAGAAGAUGAUGACGACUUGUGCCAAUGUCUCGGCACAGGCGCAUCAUGUGUCACGAGCAAAACGUGGUCAGGCUGUGGGGGCGGUUAGAGGUUUUCGGGGGUGCACGAUCUGGUUUACCGGUCUUUCUGGAGCAGGAAAAACCUCGAUAGCCUUCCAGGUGGAAGCUUUGUUGGUGUCCCAUGGAAUACCGGCGUACGGUCUCGACGGUGAUAACGUCCGUACAGGGCUCAAUAAGAACUUGGGAUUCAGCAAGGAAGACAGGGAAGAAAAUAUACGAAGAGUCGCCGAGGUGGCUAAGCUUUUUGCCGAUAGCGGGGUAAUAAGUUUGUGCAGUUUCGUAUCACCGUUCGAGGAAGACAGACAGAUGGCUCGUCAAAUACACAAGGAUUCCGAAUUGCCAUUUUUCGAAAUAUUUGUCGAUACCCCGUUCAACGUAUGCGAAGCUCGUGAUGUUAAGGGAUUGUACAAGAAAGCCAGGCAAGGUGACAUCAAAGGGUUCACCGGAAUUGACCAGAGCUACGAGAGGCCUUCUAAUCCUGAUCUAGUCGUUACAACGGAAAAUAUUACCAUAGAAAAAUCGACGGCCUUGGUUAUUGAAUUUUUGGAAAAACAUGGAAUCAUUCCAAUUCUUCCUAGAGCUGACGUUGGUGUAGUCGAACUCUUCGUACCAGAGAAGAGGAUUCUUACGGCCAAAGCCGAAGCGGAAACCCUGAAGAGCAUAGAUAUCACGCAAGUUGACCUGCAGUGGGUUCAAGUGUUGGCUGAGGGAUGGGCUGCUCCACUUACCGGGUUUAUGAGAGAGAGCCAGUACCUCCAAACGCAACAUUUCAAUUGCCUCGUAGAAGAAGGUUCUGAGAUCAAUCAAUCGAUACCGAUAGUUUUACCGGUGUCAACCGCCGACAAGGAUCGUCUUGACGGAGUUUCAGCACUCACUUUGAAGUACGAAGGUAAACCUGUCGCCAUUCUCCGCAAGCCCGAAUUUUACUACCAUAGAAAAGAAGAGAGAUGCAGCCGACAAUUUGGUACCAGUAACAGAGAUCAUCCUUACAUAAAAAUGGUCUAUGAAUCCGGUGACUGGCUGGUUGGAGGAGACAUCGAAGCUUUGGAAAGAAUAAAGUGGAACGACGGUCUCGAUGAGUAUAGAUUAACUCCCAAUGAGAUUAGGAGAAAAUGCCAAGAAAUGGGUGCCGACGCGGUUUUCGCUUUCCAAUUGCGUAAUCCUAUCCACAAUGGUCAUGCACUUCUCAUGCAGGAUACCAAAAGACGUCUUUUGGAAGAAAGAGGAUUUAAAAAACCAGUUCUAUUACUUCAUCCUUUGGGAGGUUGGACGAAAGACGACGAUGUACCAUUACCUGUUAGAAUAAAGCAACAUAAAGCUGUUUUGGACGAAGGCGUCUUGGAUCCAAACGCAACGUUGUUGGCUAUUUUCCCGAGUCCAAUGAUGUACGCGGGACCAACCGAGGUACAAUGGCAUGCUAAAUCCCGAAUGACAGCGGGGGCCAACUUUUACAUAGUGGGUAGAGAUCCAGCGGGAAUGCCACAUCCCGAUAAAUCUUCCGUACCCGAUGGAAACCUAUACGACGCGACUCAUGGUUCGCGAGUUCUCUCGAUGGCACCGGGACUGCAGAGUUUAGAAAUCAUUCCAUUCAGAGUUGCUGCGUACGACACUGUGAACAAGAAGAUGGCAUUCUUCGAACCCGAGCGCAAGCAAGACUUUGACUUUAUUUCGGGGACUAGAAUGCGUGGUCUUGCACGAUCCGGGGAACAGCCACCAGAUGGAUUUAUGGCCCCUACGGCGUGGAAAAUCCUCGCUGAUUACUAUCAGACUCUGACGAAAAAGUGAUGACUAUUUUUAUUGUUGUUUUUCCUUUUUUCAUUAAGUGCGGAGGUAUUUCGACAACCGAUAACUUACGAACUAGGAAAAAAAAAUAAUCGCACGCGUUACUUACAAUUAGUCAAAAUAAUUAUGCAUGAUCCCGAAGGGUAUUAUCACGUUCUAUGAUGAAUUUUUACUUUUAGCACAAUCAACAAGAUACCUAGAAAGUUAUCUUGCUGCUUGCCUGUAAUCACUGUUUUCAAUAUUCAAGACCAUUCCUUAGUUUUUUGGUGUUGAAUUUUUACUACGGCAAUUCUCAUACGCCUCCAUUGCGUAUAUUGACUAACAAUUUUUGGGGCACAUAACAGAAUUUUAUUUUUACAAUUAUUUACACGCAGUUUAUUAAUUGUUAGUUGAUAUUUUAUAUAUAUUUUAUGAAUAUACACACUAUAGUUUAUAAUGUACAUUAAUAGUCAGGUAUUUAGGGUCACAAAUUCCACGUUGCGAGUUGAAAUUGCAUACAAUGCGAUCACGCUCAAGUAUUAUUUACGUGAAAACUUAUUGUUAUUGUAAAAUAUAUUGCCGAUCGAUCAUAUACUAUUUAUUGCAGAUGAAGGAACACACUUAAUAUGAAAUGUACAUAAAUAAUGCUUCACUUAAAUUAUAUCAACAUCUAGGAUGCUCUAUAAUAAUUCACUCCUGAAUUCAGUUGUCGCAUUCGAAUUCUUGUCUUAACAGAAAGCUAUACGCUCAAAUUCUGCAAAAGUUUUACCUGCUUAUACUCACCCGAAUGAAACACGUGAAAUGGACGGAAAUCCUUCAUAUUAUUCGUGAAGUAUUAUUCGGUCAAUCUUAAAUAAAUAAUUAUCUCUGAGUACUUUAAAAUAUUUUAUUGUUGCAGUAAGGUAUUUGGGUACAAUUAGAUUUUUCAUCAUUCAAUUAAAACAACAGAACCAUGGGGGGGGGGGGGGAGGGACUAUUCCAAUCCAUAUUGACAUUCACCACUCGAUUCAUGUAUAGGAAGUAAGUUUGAAUCAGUGAACUUGAAUCGAAACACAGGACUGGUUUAUCAUUCAAGAUACUAGGUGAAUUGUCGAUACGUAUCAUGAGUAACUAAUUACAUGGCUUAUGUUAAAGCUGGAAUAUUUAUACGAUCAGCGUGACAUGUUAUAUAAAAUAAUGAAAUAUAAAUUACUCUAAAGA
Athalia rosae (coleseed sawfly) is the source of this 3676-nucleotide messenger RNA. It is a transcript of the gene Papss, whose product is annotated as bifunctional 3'-phosphoadenosine 5'-phosphosulfate synthase. Bases 611 to 2500 code for a protein of 629 amino acids. NCBI's taxonomy places the organism in Eukaryota, Metazoa, Arthropoda, Insecta, Hymenoptera, Athaliidae. Gene Ontology annotation, molecular function: adenylylsulfate kinase activity; ATP binding; sulfate adenylyltransferase (ATP) activity. The record is from RefSeq and is a predicted model, not a curated record. Gene Ontology annotation, biological process: sulfate assimilation; 3'-phosphoadenosine 5'-phosphosulfate biosynthetic process. The transcript has 6 exons.